UCCUUCCAGAAGGAAAAAAUAGGUGAAGAUUAAGGGAUCCGGGAGCCGGACGGAGGAGGAAGAAGAACAAGAAGAAAGAAACACAGAAGAACAAAGAAAAAACAAAGCAGUUAUUACAGUUUCUUUCUUUCUUUCUUCCUGAAAUCACAGAUUGAUUUUACAGAGAGAGAGAGAGUUAAUCUGAAGACUUUUCAGGGAGAAACAGAAAAAGUAUUUUAAAUUUCAAAGUCUACACCCGCGCAGAUCGAUCGGAAAAUUUAAGCACCGGAAUAAAAAUCCAUGGAUGAUUUUCCGGGUAUUUUAGCGAGGGAUUUCGGGUUCAAACCACAAGGCAAAUCGGCACCGAUGGCACCCCCUCGUAAUUCCCCAUCAGGUGGUCUUGGCAACUAUUCUUCUACCCCUAAUUUCGGGCUCGGAUCCUCUGCUCCCGAUUUCACCCUAUCGUCAUCGGCCUCUAAUCGGAGUAAGUCGAAUUCGAACCCCAUUUUCGACGAUCAAGAUGGCGGGGGGGACGGCUUACUAUUCAACGACGUCUUCGGUGGGCCUCCCAAGUACGGUUCCGCCUCGGAUUCUCGCACGACGCAGUCAUCGACGGCGUUUGAUUACGAUUCCAUCUUCAAGGACCGGGGAGCGCCGGCAGCAUCUAAAUCCUCGUCGAUGCCGGUAUACGACAAGCCGGUCUACGACGAAGACAUCUUCGAGGGUUUACCCGGGGUGAAGAGUUCGUCGGCAUCGGCCACCUCGGUUAAAUACGAGGACGUUUUCUCUUCGAUCUCGUCGCCUCCUACGUCUCGGCCGCGGAAGCAGGAAAAUUCGGCUUUUGACGAUCUGCUGGGCGGUUUUGGUAAGAAAGAAACCGAAUUGAGGAAGACUGAGAAGAAGGAAACCUCAACGGCUUUCGAUGAUUUGAUACCUGGCUUUGGUGGCGGCAGCUCAGCAACUGGCUACAGGUCAACUUCUGAGCCUAGUUGGUCACAAGAACCAUCUUCUGAUUCAAGUAAGACAGACCCCAAGAUGAUGGAAGACCCAUUUGUGGUCUUAGAGUCAACAACAUCUACCACAGCUCCUUCCUCAGGGUUGUUCACUGAUCCAUUGGAACAUAUUAACAAAUUCAGUAGCUCUGGGAGCAGUAAAGCAGAUCGUUCAUCUCCACAUGUAGGUGUAUUUGAUGAUCUAGAUCCUCUUGAAAAUUUUGGAAAAUCUAAACCUGAGAUUAGUAAGAGAGGUCAGGAUAAGAAUCAUCUAAGGACUGAAAGUGUGAGUGGUACACAAUCUCCAGUUGAAAAUUUUGAGAGCCACUCUCAAAAGAAAGUGCCUGUUAAUGCUUUUCAGGAUUCUUAUCAAAUGCCAUUUGAUGUGUCCUCUGUCUCUGGUGGACAAGCUGCUUCUCCAUACAUGAAUGGCGGUCCAAAUGAGACGAAUUCACAGGUCAAUACAACUCCAAGGUCAGAUGAGUAUUUUGAGUCAUCUGAUGAUGUCUGGCUUACCGUGUCAGAGGUCCCUCUUUUUACACAACCUACCAGUGCUCCACCACCUUCAAGACCUCCCCCUCCAAGACCAACCCGAUCUUCGAAGUCAGAUGCAGGUUCUGUUACUUCUACAAAUACAAGAAAGAAGAUCAAUGAGUAUUCGUCCUUCCAGAAUUCCACUCAGUAUCCAUAUAGCCCUAAUUCUGUCCGUGCUUCUACAAGGGACCCUGUGGCAUCUCAAAUAGAUGAACUUGAGGAUUUUGGUAUGGGUAGGACUCAAAAUAAUAUUAAUGAAUAUGCUGAUGCCUUUUCUGGUGAAGAUAUGGGUACAAAUUCUAUGGCUGCUGCAUCUGCUGCCGCCAUGAAAGAGGCCAUGGAUAAAGCAGAGGCCAAAUUCAGGCAUGCCAGGGAAAUGAGGGAGAGAGAGUAUUUAAAGACUACUAGAAGCAAAGAAGGUGUUCAAUUGGAUAAAGAUGAUUCUCAGGAAAGAGAACUUAGAGAAAAACAAGAGAGAUUGGAUCAUGAAAGGCAACAAAGGGAAAGGGAGGAGGAAGAGAGAGAACAACAGAGGAGACUUGAGAAAGAGAGGGAAAGAGAGGAGAGAGAAAGAGAGCAAAGAAGGCUUGAGAAAGAACGGAUGGAUAGGGAAAGGGAAUUGGCCAGGCAAGCAGUGGAAAGGGCUACUAGAGAAGCACGUGAAAGAGCGGCAGCUGAAGCACGUGAAAGGGCAGCAGCGGAGGCACGAAAAAGAGCUGAAAAGGCUGCUGUCGAGAAGGUAGCUGCCGAAGCUCGAGAACGUGCGGAAAAAUUUGCAGUUCAGAGAGCUCAAGCAGAAGCUCGUGAAAGGGCAGCAGCAGAGGCAAAAGAAAGAGCUGAAAGGGCGGCAGCAGAAGCAAGAGAAAGAGCUGAAAGGGCUGCAGCAGAAGCAAGGGAGAGGGAAGCACGGGAGAGAAAUGAAGCACGUGUUAAGACAGAACGAGCUGCAGUAGAAAGGGCUGCUGCAGAGGCUCGGGAGAGGGCAGCUGCCGAGGCUCGAGAAAGAGCUGCCGCUGCAGCAAGGGCAAAUCAACAAAAGAAUGAAAAUGAUCUCGAAUCAUUCUUUAGUAUGGGCUCUCGACCAAGCAGUGCGCCUAGGCCAAGGGCCAACUCUUCAGAUCCUGUAUUUGAUACCCAGAGUAAGGGAGGCCCUGAAGCAGCUCGCAGAACAUCUGUUGGCACCUCAACUAGCAUGAGGAAAGCAUCUUCAACUGCUAAUAUAGUCGAUGAUCUAUCUUCAAUUUUUGGAGCUGCUCCAUCCCCAGCUAGAGAGUUCCAAGAAGUUGAAGGGGAAACUGAAGAAAGACGAAGAGCCAGGCUGGAACGUCACCAAAGGACACAGGAGCGGGCUGCAAAGGCUCUGGCUGAGAAAAAUCAACGUGAUCUCCAAGCCCAAAGAGAACAAGCUGAGAGACAUAGGAUUGGUGAAACUCUGGAUAUUGAGAUCAAGCGUUGGGCUGCAGGGAAGGAGGGGAAUUUACGUGCUCUGCUCUCAACAUUGCAAUAUGUGCUUUGGCCAGAGUGUGGUUGGCAGCCUGUUUCUUUGACUGAUUUGAUUACCGCUGCAUCCGUUAAAAAAGUUUAUAGAAAGGCAAACUUAUGUAUUCAUCCUGAUAAAGUGCAACAGAAAGGUGCCAAUCUUCAGCAGAAAUAUAUCGCUGAGAAGGUGUUUGACUUGCUUAAGGAGGCCUGGAACAAGUUCAAUUCAGAGGAGCUUUUUUGAAAUUUUCUGGUUAUUCUCCUGCGAGUUGGUUGGCAAGUACACUAUUCCUUGGGGUGGAAAAUGUUUGAUGGCUAUGGCAGAUCAAUUCUCUCAUCUGCUGUGAUUGUACGCUCUGAUUGAUCCUGCAUGGUAUAGGCUGAUUAAAGGGCCUAAGGAGCUUCUUUUGUAGCUGCUGAGAUGACGGGCAUCGGGAAGUGAAUUGUCUUGGAGGUUGCUGUAAAUUAAAGGUUCCUAGCUUUUGCAUCCUGAAGUUGGAAGCUGUUGUUACAUUGUUGGUAUAGAGUAUUAAUUUGGCACGAGCGGGACAUCUACUCAACAGAAUAUAAGGGGAUUUUUUCUUUUGUGUUAAUUCUUUUACAGUACUUAUUAUGUGGUUUUCUUUUCCCCUUUUCCAUCAUAUAUUCAAUGCGUACGGUGUUUGUUGAUAUCUAGACGCACUAUGAGCUCUGUAUGAUUGUUGCAUUGAUGACUUGUCUUCAAUGAUUCAAAUAUAUAAUUUUUUGUUU
Carica papaya (papaya) is the source of this 3734-nucleotide messenger RNA. Its product is annotated as Chaperone DnaJ-domain superfamily protein. Gene Ontology annotation, cellular component: intracellular membrane-bounded organelle; vesicle; cytoplasm. Gene Ontology annotation, molecular function: clathrin binding. The record is from RefSeq and is a predicted model, not a curated record. NCBI's taxonomy places the organism in Eukaryota, Viridiplantae, Streptophyta, Magnoliopsida, Brassicales, Caricaceae. Gene Ontology annotation, biological process: clathrin-dependent endocytosis; clathrin coat disassembly.